Molecule: messenger RNA, 501 nt
Organism: Phaedon cochleariae (mustard beetle)
Lineage: Eukaryota; Metazoa; Arthropoda; Insecta; Coleoptera; Chrysomelidae
Source: the annotation of a GenBank genome assembly
AUGUUCAAAUUGGUGGUGUUGUCAGCUCUCGUAGCCGUAGCCGUAGCUAAGCCCAGCGGUGUAUUGCACUCCGCAGUGGUGGCUCCAUCUUUGGCAUAUUCCGCCCACAUCGUGGAAUCAGUGCCAGCAGCAGUGAGUCAUUCCUACAGGAGUGACGUCAUCAACGAACCGAUCAUAGCCGCCCGUACUGUCGUAGCCGCCCCCAGUGUAGUAGCUGCCCCAGUAGUCCACCAAGUCGUCGCUCCCGUUUCCUCUGCCGUCAGCCACCAGUACAGGAGUGACGUCAUCAGCGAACCCGUCGUGGCCGCUUAUUCCGCCCCUGUCGUCCAGAAUGUGGUGGCCCCAGUGGCGGUGUCUUCGGGGGUGAGCCACACUUACAGGAGGGACAUCGUCAACGAGCCAGUUGUGGCUGCAUACGCUGCUCCCGUAUUCAGUCACGGCGUUGUUGCCGCUCCCGCUUUGAGUUACGCAGCUCAUGUUCCAGCUGUUCAGGCUUGGUGA